AUUUUAUUGAAGUGACACGACUAAGAGCAGAAUGACGCUUAGCAUACUACUCCUUGAGGUCGUAUCUUUUUUACUGAAAUCCCAAAUCUUAUAACUUUUAUUAAUUGUGUGACAUUUAUUAAUUACAACACCAAAAGUGAAUACCUAGUGGCAGUUUAAACUAGUAGCAGUGUCUAUUCAUCAGAAUAUUUAUACAGGAUAUGUUUGCUGUAGCCUUAAUUAUUCCACUGAUGACUACUCAUGUGCGAACUCUUGGCGCUGGCCACAUAUAUGUGGGAGUUUUGGGCGCAAUAUACCCUGCAUGCCAGUUGGUGUCGGGGCCUCUGAUAGGCAGUUUAAGUGAUCUUAGAGGGCGCAGGAUGGUCCUUAUUGUGACUUUAUUAUUUUGUGCUAUAUGCCAAACAUUUCUGGGUUUUAUUGAUUCUCUUUGUUUUCUACUCAUAUUACGGGGAAUUUUAGGCUUGUUUAAACAGACUGAAGUAUUAACGAAAGCUCUUGUCCCUGACUAUGAGACAAGUGAAAAGAAUCAAUCACAGAUAUUUGGGAAAAUAGCUGCCAUGUCUGGAAUGGGUAUGAUUGUAGGCCCAUUUGUUGGAGGGCACCUAGCAGAAGGCUUCCCAGAAUACGUAUUACCCUUGGUUGCUUUAAUAGUUGGGGGGUGUUUUUCAGUCAGCGCAGGUCUUGUGUUUUUCUUACCAAGAAUAAAACAUGAAAACAAGCAAGAACAGAGAAAAACCUCACUGAAGAAGAAGCAUUCAAUAACAGUAAUGAAAAUAGUACUUACUGCAUGCAAAGAAUCAUUGGUUGAACUGUUUAAAAUAGACUGGUCUAAUUAUGGCACAAUAUUCUUCUUUGUGGGCUUGUUUGAGUUUGCUAUUUUGUUACAUUUCUCUAACUAUGUAUAUUAUUUAAGAACAACAUACGGGCUUACACCUAAGUCUAUUGGUUAUAUUAUAUCUUUGAAAGGCCUAAUACGAGCAAUGUCUAGUUAUUUAAUAGGAUUUAUUAAUAGCCAUUAUCCAAAAGAUAAUGAUUAUCGUACUAGAACCGCUCAUGUGUUUUUGAUUACAAGUGUGUCAAUGUUAGGAUUCAUAGUCUCAUUUAAUAUUUAUGUCUAUGUUAUAUUCAUGAUACCUUUAGUAAUAUGUGAAGCUGUUGCAAAGUUGGUGUUUUUAGAAAUAAUAUUGAAAAAGGAAGCUGGUGGUCAUCGAUCUACCUUGAUUGGCGCCACAAACAGCGUGCGUUCUAUAUCUAGAGUAAUUGCUCCCAUUAUAUCAGGCGUAAUUGGAGAGUAUUUAGGUGUACCAUUUGUAAUUUAUAUUGCAUUUUUCAUCAGUUUAUUUGGUUCUGGUAUAAGUUACAAGCAUUCAAAUCAUGUAAAAGAUGAUUGAAACAUUGAAUGACAGUCUUUAUUACCAAUAAAUAUAUUUUCAACACAAAUGUAUAAGUUUAAUUGUACUACCUAUUUUGCACGUCAAUUUGUCGC
Molecule: messenger RNA, 1486 nt
Organism: Leguminivora glycinivorella
Lineage: Eukaryota; Metazoa; Arthropoda; Insecta; Lepidoptera; Tortricidae
Product: major facilitator superfamily domain-containing protein 9-like
Exons: 6
Coding region: 201-1391 (396 amino acids)
Biological process (GO): transmembrane transport
Molecular function (GO): transmembrane transporter activity
Source: RefSeq, a predicted model, not a curated record